Messenger RNA from Ziziphus jujuba (common jujube), 1811 nucleotides. RefSeq names its product 7-deoxyloganetin glucosyltransferase-like. The transcript has 2 exons. Gene Ontology annotation, molecular function: UDP-glycosyltransferase activity. NCBI's taxonomy places the organism in Eukaryota, Viridiplantae, Streptophyta, Magnoliopsida, Rosales, Rhamnaceae. The coding region runs from base 258 to 1697 and encodes 479 amino acids. The record is from RefSeq and is a predicted model, not a curated record.
AUUAUUCUGUUCGCAAGACUAUAAAUUAUUCUGAUCACAUAACUGGUGACAAUAAGAAAUUACACCUAUGACAUGACACAAAGUUGCACAAAAUACAUUCAAAACUCUUAUUUAAUUGGUUUUCUUUCUUUCUUUAUUAUUGUUUUUAAUCCUAGAUAAAAUUGGAUAUAAGGAAAGCAUUUUACAUGGCAUUAAAAGAAUAUAAAUAUGGAUCGCAAUGGUAGAACCAUAAGGUGAUUUAACAUUAAGACAGACUCAUGGAUCAAAUGGGUUCCAGGCAAGAAGGUGAUCAUAAACCUCAUGCAAUAUGCAUUGCCUUGCCAAUUCAAAGCCAUAUCAAGGCUUUGCUUAAAUUUGCAAAACUCCUUCAUUUCAAAGGUUUCCACAUAACCUUUGUAAACACCGAGUUCAACCACAAACGUUUUCUCAAAUCCUUAGGCCCAAACUCUUUGGAUGGUUUGCCUGACUUUGUGUUCGAAACCAUUCCCGAUGGCCUACCACCUUGCGAUGAUGAUGAUGACGGUGAUGCCACCCAAGACAUUGCUUCUCUCUGUGAAUCUGUCAGAACAAACUUCUUGCGUCCAUUCCUCAACAAACUCACUUCCUGCUCUCCCCCUGUCACUUGCAUUGUUUCGGACGGAUUCAUGAGUUUCACCAUUACAGCAGCUGAAGAACUUGGAAUCCCCGUGGCGCUUUUCUAUUCUAUCGCUGCUUGCGGUUUCAUGGGCGUCAAACAAUAUUCUGCUCUGAAGGAAAAAGGACUUUCCCCGCUAAAAGAUAAUAGGUUGCUAAACAACGUUAUAGAUUGGAUUCCUGGAAUGAAAGACAUACGUUUAAAGGAUCUGCCAUCAUUUUUUCGAGGUGCAAAUCCACUAGAGGUGACCAUGUUUAACUUUGCCAGGGAAGCAGCUGAUAGAGCUCAUAAAGCAACAGCAGUUGUUAUACAAACAUUUGAUGCAUUAGAGCGGGACGUUUUGGAAGCUAUCUCUUCGACGAUUCCUCAUUCAUACGCGAUUGGUCCACUCCAACUUCUUCUGGAUCACAUACCAGAAGACCAUCCAGGGAUUAAUCUUGGAUACAGUCUUUGGAAAGAAGACAGUGAGUGCCUCCAAUGGCUCCAAACUAAGCCACCAAACUCGGUGGUGUAUGUGAAUUUCGGAAGCACAACGGUAAUGACUCCGCAACAACUGGUUGAGUUUGGUUUCGGACUAGCGAAUAGCAACCAACCCUUCUUGUGGAUUAUUAGGCCUGAUUUGGUUAUCGGUGAAUCAGCUGUUUUGCCGGCUGAACUGGCAGACCAAAUUAAAGAAAAAGGUGUUAUAGCUAGUUGGUGUCCACAAGAACAAGUCCUUAAUCAUCCAUCAGUUGGAGGGUUUUUGACACACUGCGGUUGGAAUUCAAUCAUUGAGAGUUUAUCUGCUGGAGUGCCUAUGCUGUGUUGGCCUUUCUUCGCCGAGCAGCAAACGAACUGUCGGUAUGCUUGCAAGCAAUGGAGAGUAGGCAUGGAGAUAAAGAAUGAUUCCAAGAGGGAUGAGAUUGAAAAACUUGUGAGAGAAUUGAUGGAGGGAGACAAAGGCAAAGAAAUGAAAAGUAAGGCAUUGGAGUGGAGGAAAUUGGCCCAAGAAUCUACUGCUCCAAAUGGUUCUUCUUCUUUGAACUUGGACACUUUGGUCGACAGAAUGCUUAGAAAUACUUAGAUAUGAAAUACCAAAUUACGGUUAGAGUAAAUUGACUUUGCCAUAUGUUCUAGGAAGCAAAAUUAUAGUUUCUAUAUUUCUAAAUAUUCCAAAAUAAUACUACUUUUUUUUUUU